AUGUCCAAUUAUGGUUCAUCGAACACAUCAAGUCUAUUGCCAUCAACUGGAGAUACAGCAUUUACAACUCCAUAUUCAAUACCAUCAUCAAAUAAUUCAAAAUUAAUAUCACUACUAUCCAAGAAACCAAAAUCCAAUAACAUAGAUGAUAAAAGCAGUAUAGGAACUAAAACAGAAAUUGAUAAAAAUGAGGAGCAAAAAGAAUUGUAUCACUUAAAUUUACAAUUACCAACGCCCAAACAAUUUGACGCAUCUGAUAUAAUUGAAAUCAAUAAUACUAAGAUUUUAACUCAACAGUCAAAUCAACAAAUUAAUAACAAAUCCAAUGAAUCUAAUAGUACAAAAGAGUUAGUAUCGGAAGUCAUAAAUGAAAAUGAUGAACCAAAGUAUCUGAUAGAUAUAAGUUCAAUUAAUCCAACAAAUUUAAAAGACCAGAUAUCAACUAUAUUAAUAAAUAAUUUUCCCAACCUAAAAAACAAUGUUAUUGAAAAUAUUUUACUAAAACUAAUAAGCAGCUCGAAUGAAAAAUCCAGAAGUUUUGAAUGGUCAACUAUAAAUAGUUCAGAAUUUACAGAUCAAAAACUAGUAUUUAUAAGAUUUUCAAAAUUGGAAGAUUUGAAAUGGUUUAUUGAAAAUUAUGAAAAUGAUAUACGUCACAUAAUACCUAAAACUGAACUCAUAUUCAGUCCAGAAGUUAAACAAACUUUGUCAACUAUCAAAAUCAUAGAAUCAACAAAACUUACUCAAUCAUACAAGGACAAAAUCAAAAAUCAAAUAAAAUUAAUAUGUUACAAUAACAAAAAUUUCGCAACAACUUCAAAAUCAUCAGGUGUGGAAGACCUAGACACAAUAAUGAAAUCGUAUUCAACUUACAGAGUAGACAACAACGAUUUAAUAGACGUCCCCAAAGAGAUGAAAGAUAAAAUAGUAAAAGAAAUAAUAAAAUUUAGAUCAAAAAUGUUAAAUAUUGAAAAAUUAAAUAGACAAAAACAAAAUGAAAAAGAAAGAUUAAAAAUUAAAAAGAAAUUAAAUGAUUUAUAUCGAAAUUUAAAAGAGACGAAUGAGCAAACUCAAGAAGAAGAAGAAGUUGUUGAUGAAUAUGAGGAUGUUGUUAUUCCUCAAAAUCAAUAUGAAGAAUUAAAUGAUGAAGAAUAUGCUGAAAUUAUCAACUCAAAACAACAAAUUGCAUCAGAUCAAGAAUAUCAGAAGGAACUACAAAAUUUUAAACAAAAAGAAGAAGCAGAAAAGUUGAAACUAAUUACAAAAUUAAUUAACCUCGAAAAUUAUGAAAACUCAAUAAUAGACCAUAAAUUAGAAUCAAUUGAAAUAUUGAAAAAAUUAGAUAAAACAAAUAAUUUAUAUCAAAAAAAUUAUAACGAGUAUUUGAAACAAAGACAAGUUAGGAAAUUUAUGGAAGAACAAAAAGAUGAAGAGGAUAGAAAAUUAGAAGAAGAAGAAAAUAAAAACGCAAAACCUCAACAAUCUAAAGUAGAAGUUUCAGAAAUUGUUGAAGUUGUAGAAGAACCACCAUAUAAGAAAACAAAAACCGAUCAACAACCGUCAAAUAAAACAACCACAACCAUCAUUAUUAAAGAUCUCGCUUCUGAUAUACAACAAAAGAUACAACAAAAGAUAAUAGAAUCAAUUGAAGAAUAUUUAGGUAUCCAAGAUGAAAUUUUAAUUCAAGUAAUAAAUGAUAAUUUGAAUACAUAUAACCUUACCAAGAAACAAGAGUUAAUUAAUGAAUUAGUUGAAGUAUUAGAUGAAGAUGCAGAAGUAUUAGUUAAUGAUUUAUUCAAAUAUAUUCAGUCAAUAUCAUAG
This is a messenger RNA of Lodderomyces jiufengensis, 1821 nucleotides long. RefSeq lists its product as uncharacterized. Gene Ontology annotation, biological process: mRNA processing. The transcript has a single exon. The coding region runs from base 1 to 1821 and encodes 606 amino acids. Lineage: Eukaryota; Fungi; Ascomycota; Pichiomycetes; Serinales; Debaryomycetaceae. The record is from RefSeq and is a predicted model, not a curated record.